This is a messenger RNA of Bactrocera neohumeralis, 9585 nucleotides long. RefSeq lists its product as uncharacterized. NCBI's taxonomy places the organism in Eukaryota, Metazoa, Arthropoda, Insecta, Diptera, Tephritidae. The record is from RefSeq and is a predicted model, not a curated record. Bases 1135 to 6798 code for a protein of 1887 amino acids. The transcript has 15 exons.
UUAGCGUAGUUUGGUAGCAGCAAACCGAGCGCACGCAAUUUCGGAAACUACCACAUAUAUUUGGACGAGUACAAGCGCAGCCGUAAACUGCGCGAUGCAAUUACGUAAGCACGGUGAAUAAGAAGAGUGCAAGCAGUGGAAAGAAGUGAAAAAGUGAAAAGUUCUAAAACAAAUUCUAAAAACCUUGUUUGUAUACGAAAAUCGAGCAAAUGUGUGAUAAAGUAAUUGCGCCAAGUUCAGUAAGUGAAGUGAGCCUUCAUAUCCACCCUCAGCACUCAUCGGUUUGAAAAGCGCAGUGAAUAUUUUGAUGAGGUAUAAACUAUUAAAUAAUGUGCUCUGAUUUCCACCUACCCACCUUAGCUAUUUUCGAAUACAAGGUCCAAAAUAAUUUACUAAAAAGUGAAUUGCUCACCUAAAACAAAAAGUGGAAUUCGUAAGUUCAACACUGAUAAGAUAAGCGCAAAGGCGAGAGAGAGCAAACUUAGCAUCCGCGCACUCACACACAUACAUAUAUUCCGUUGCAUCCGUGUGUCGCGCAGCGAAAGCGGGCUUCCACAGCAAUAACUGGCACAAAAAUCAUACAACAGUGGACUCAGCAUUCAGCAACCGGGACAUUAGCUUCCGUCGGCAGCCAAAAAUCAUAACUGUCAAAAUUCAGCUACGAAAGUGGGUCGUCGCUGCGGAGCCAAUGUACAGUUCAAACAUUCUGCGGUAGAUGCCAACAAAUUGGGGGAACGCGGGACAACUGACAGUUGUAACGAAGGAACUCUCACAAACAUCGAAAAGAAAUAGAAGGCUUAUGCAAUAGAUAGACACAAUUGCAGACUCCAAAUAAUCAGAAAGUUGCAUUGGCGCAAAAGCUUCUGAUUCGAUAGCCAAAACUGCACUGAAGACUUUGAAGAGUGCUGCUGAUACGAGCAACACACAACAACAACUCAGGAAAUUGCGGGGUCAAUGCGAAAUAGCCACUGUAAUAUUUUAAUAAUAACAGCAAACAACAACAAGAAGCCUCUUUGAAUACUUAUGAAGCAAAGAGUAGGUUGCCAAGAACCAAUAGCCCAGCAACACAUCUCCGAACAAUACCACACAGCUGAUUUGCGACUUGUAUAAGUAACCGGACCAUUGGCAGCACCUAUGGGCAAGUGUGUCUCAAAGCACCCGUCCGUACUCACAAUAGCGCUGUCGGAAAAGGACUUGGCGGCGGCUAACCACAUUUGGAGCAAAUUUGCUGAGAGCACCGAAUACAUUGCGCUGAAGGACGAGCAUGGAAAUCAAUUAUGCGAAUAUUACUACGUGAGCGGCAAGAAGCGGAAGACGAAGCCAAAAACAACAAAGCAGCAGCUAGCGCCAACGAAGGGGAAUAAUGAUGCGAAUACAACAACUGUCGGCGCCACACGGUCAGACCAAGAUUCAAAUGAAAAUCAAAACCAGCGACAGCAGCAGAGCCAGAAGAAGGGUAGAAACAAAAGACGAUCGAAGACAACACAAAAGCAAUCAUCAACGCAGCAAAGUAGUGAAAACAAAUCACAGCAAUGGACAACAAACAGCGAACAAACAACAAACACAAAUGGCACAGAAAGUUAUACCGAAAGGUUACAGCAAGAUUGUGUUACUUCACAAGCCGAGUUGUCUGCCCAUGCCGCUGAUGGUCUGACAACGACGACAGCGACGACUUCGACAAUUGUGUACAGCAGUGUGAGUGGCUGUGAGUAUUGCACCGUUGUCAGCACCACGGACGAUGACGACGAGAGCGAAGGCGGGGACGAGGACGAGCACUGGCGCGGGCACGAUGACAGUGACGACGGCGAGCAGUUGUUUGGUAUUCACAACCAUAAUAAUGCUACCGAGGCUAUUGUAGUUGACAACACCAAUAAAGAAACCGCCGUUGGUGCUCAUAAAAAUCAACAACAUUGUGUGGCUCAUUUGCCGUCGCAGCCACAGGAACAGAUUGCUGGCGACACGGUUGCCCCCGACGCCAACAAUAACGCCGAAAUAGCUGCGAAACAUGAGGAAUAUGCUUAUCAACCGAAGUGGCAGCAACAGCGGUUGGAUGCCACCGAAAAAGGGCAAUUAAUAAACAGUGAAGUGAGCAAAGUCAAUAUUGGUGUUAUUGGUGUCGAAAAUGCAGCUGAACUUGACAAUGUCGAUGGAAACAGUGAAAGGUUAAGCGGCAGCGAACACCUAACGGUUGAAGGCAGCGACUAUAUGCAGGGACAGGCCGAAAGCAAACGACAUUCGAAGAAGCAUGGCAGCACCACCAACGCCACAACAGGCACUGGAGUGGGCGCCAUCGAAACUAAAGGUACGGCGAUGUCCUUCGGCUUUCGCAAGAAGCUCAACACGACGCCGAAGAAGUUCAAGAAAUUGCUGGAGGCCGGCGUUGGCGGCAUGACUGGUGGUGGCGAUGGAAAACGAAAACAAGACAAAUGCAACAAUAUUACAACAACGACACGGGACGGCAACACACCUAGUGAGGAUAACGCAAAACGGGCAACUGUGAUAGAUGGGGAGACGUUAACGGACGAACAACAGCAGGACGACAAUGGCAAUGCAGAACUGCUGGCCAAGAUACACUUCGAGAAAAUGGGUGCGGCGGCCGCAACGACGCAGCGUUCCAAUCAACAAGCCAUGGCAGCCGGUGGUGGCGCUCCGCCUUCCAACCUGCCUGGCGUCGCUUCGCGGUUCGGUUACCGCGGCGGACACAUGGUACGCCCGGCAUCGGCAGGUUUAACGCAGCACUAUCCCAUGGAAGUACAGGAGAAUGCGGAAAACAACAACACUUGCGGCAGCAAUGGGAGCGACGCCAGAAGUGGUGGUGUGGGAGUUAAUGGACAACAAAAACCGCUUGUCAGCAACUUGAAACGCCGAUCGAAGAGUGCACAUGCCGGCAGGGCAUUGACUUCGGGCGAUGAGACUAGCGAGUCGGGCAGUUGCAGCGAUGCGGCCGGUCGCCCAAAAAUAACACAACCCAAAUCUAUAACGUUCAAUUUGAGUCAGAACAGCACAAUCGAAUAUCAGCGGCGACAGUUUUUCGAACAGCCCAACACAUAUGGCAGCUAUGGAAGUGGACGCAGCAGUGCCGCCAACAUUUGGACCCAUCAACCGGGGCACCAGGCGCAGCAGCAUCAGUCGCGAAAUGUCAUCAGCACGGGCAUGCACACGAAUGUUAUUGUCCGUCCGACACCACGCGCACCGCCAGCCAGUUUUUCGAAGUUCACACUGCACACAGUAAGUUUGCCAAAACCGGAGUUUCCCGUGGCCAUCAGUGUGGGUGCUACAACUCCGACUACACCAAGCAGCAUCUACACACCAUCGCCCACCAUGGCAACCAGCGUCGCGGGCGCACGUACCAAGGAAAACCAGCAGCAGCAGCACCCCUUGACAGUGGUAGCUUGUGCCACAGUGACACACUCCGCUUCCGGACAUAUGGAUCUGAAGACGGCCAAGCAGAUGGCAAACAACACGCGGCGUGGAUUCUCAGGCAGUCGGGAGAUAUCAGCGGAUUCAGGUAUUGCCAGCAUGGACAUGGCAUUGGAUAGUUCGGUUUCGAGCGGUGGUGGCAGUCGCGCUGGACGCACAGCCUCGCCUAAACGGAGCCGCAGUCGUCCGCGCAAUUUGCAAAUGGUAAUGAAUGGUCGUCACAAAUUUGAAGUACGUGACCUGGACGACCCUUUAUCGAGUGAAUCCAGUUCUAUCGUAGAGCCGCUAGCUUUGCCGAAGCUACCGAGCGAAAACCAAACAGUACCGCUUCCACUAUGUGGUCUUGUGCGUUCCAAUACGGUACUUAGUCGAGAGACUUAUGAACGAAAUGGUGGUGUUAUCGGUAAUAGAAGCGCUAGUGCCAACCCGGAAAUCAAACAGGUUGAUAUUGGAAAACGCCCUACUACGGCGCCUGCACAGUGCACCAUAACUCGGAAUUCGUCGGAGGAAAGUGAAGGAGUCGAUGAGGAAAAGCUUUACUUAGACCGCUCAACUUCAGAGAAAGGAAACAGGUUUAAGGACAUCAAUACUUGUUCGAGUAAAACAUCGUCACCAGGGAGCUCCAUAAUGCUCUCGUGGUGCAAUGCCGGAGAAUCUCUUGCCGUAAAGGAUUGUAGCAGCCUCAGUAUUAGCAGCGAAGAUAGUAAUAAACUGCAGGGAUUUAAUCAUCAAGAUAAAGACACAGACACGGAGAAGAACGAUUUGCAAAAAUUCAAACACAUGUCGGUCGACUUGAAUGACGAUGACUUAAGUGGCAUCGUGACCGAAAUGCAAGUUAGUACAUUAUCUUCCUUAACGGAUAACUUAGCAAAUGAAAACAACAAUUCCGCACUCAAAACAAUAGAAACCAACAUUACGACCAUUGCAUCUACGGAAAAUGCAAAUAUUGAUAAGCCGGACCGGCCGAAAUCGUUUUAUAAUACCCUUAAUGAGACGAAAUUUGCAGAGAUGGCUUUAGCCGGCAGCACUUAUCUUUUGGACGACGAGACCUCUCCCACGGAUAGUCUGGUGAGCAGCACGGAAUCAGAAGAAGCCGCAAGCAAGCAGAAAAAACACAAAAUAAACGAAGAACUGCAAGAGAAGGACAUCGAUGAGAUUUCACCUGAACUCGAAAUGGGUAGUCCCAUUUCACCGGGAACGCCAACACAUGCUUCACAUUCGCUAUCACUUUCCGAUUGCGGUAAUUUAAUUGAUGACGAGAUCGCUGACCAACCGGCGUUACUGUUUAACAGCGAAGCACAUGAUCUGGUGGAUAGUUUGACGUCGCAUAAAGAUAAGACAGAGACCCCCACACUUAUGGAAAAUACAGGUUCGAUGCGUUCCCUGAAGAGCCAAUCGAAAGCGCGCACUGCACUCCAGCAAGCAAUCGAGUUGAGUCUUCGCACACCGCUCUCGCUGCGAAAGGCGGUAAUGGAACGCGCCGAAUCUCUCGAUACUCUCUCUCCCUGUGAGUCGAUAUGUUCAGAUGAUCUAAUGAUGGAUUUCGAUAUACAUAGCAGUGUGGAUUCCAUCGAUCGAUCUGGCUCCAUAAAGAGUCGAAGUGGUUCGGAUCUACAUAAAAUUGACGACACAGAAUUAUUUUCGGAGCUGGAACGUAAAGGGAGCGAUGUAAUGAAAGAACUGAAUUCCCUCCUACGUCUUCGUACCAAUAAAAGCGCAGAUAAGGAUGUUGACAUUGCUCAUUUGCCCGCUCGCGCCACUCGUCUUCUAAAUCGUUCGCGCCUGCAGCAACAACAGUACCCCUCCUCGAUUGCCAGCGGUGUGACCACGAAUGCGGCGACUGGUAGUUCGGUCUGCGGUGGCGGCGGCGACUCGGACAGCUCCAAAUCAGCCCACAGUCUACGACGCAGCGCAGCCGCUUCGCGCGCCUCAAACGCUUCCACAUCAUCAACGAAUGCGUCGCUGCCGCCGAGCACCCAUUACCAUCAUCAGAAACCAUUUCAGCAUCACUACUCACAACUGCAUCGCGACUCGCACAGUUCUUCGGACGAUCUAAUGCUGUAUGACAAAUCUUUCCGAAAUGCGAUGAUUCAGGAUGUGUUGCAGUUCAAAAAACAGUUGCUGCGGCUUCGACGCAUUCUACAGGACACGGAGACUCUCAACCCAUUCGAUAACGACAAUGGGCAACUCUUCGCCGCCUGCGGCUUGGACAGCAAACUACUGGAUGACAUGGACCUGGCCAGCCUGACCUCCUCGACCACAGAUGACCCGAUGUUGGAGUUAGCCGAUCUACGAAGACAGGUGGUUUACCUUCAGGGAGAAGUUGAAGAUCGCGAACGAACCAUACGUUUGCAGAAAAAUCAAAUUGAGAAUCUGGAAUCAAAAAAGCCACCAAUACAAAAGGACCACACAAAAGAGUUGAUGAAUAUAGCAACACAAACAGAAAGGACACGACCACUUUCAUAUGGCCUAGAUGGACUGUCAAGAAGUAAGCCCGAGUACACCAGUUACACCACACGUUAUCACCCGGUCGCCACCUGUGAAAACAAUAGCAAUUGCAAUGGCGCCAACAACAGCAAUAACAGCAACAACAAUUUAUGCACAUACCAACAACAGCACAACUGCUGCAAUGGCAGCAACAACAACCUGCCAGCGACCGCCACAGAAGCAGCAGCACAGCAAAUACGCCGUCACACCAUCAUAUCCACCACUCUGAGCAAUUACAAUCAACAGUCGGCACUGGCCCCGCGACGUGCCUCGAUCGCGUGGGAAAAACCCACAGCGCCUGCACCACCCACAACACCCCCGCUCGCACAGACAGCGACUGCGGCCGGCACAAAACACGCGCCACCAGCCGCCACCACCUACAAACCCGUGAAAAUCACACUGAUCGGAGAGCCGCUCAAGCAGUGGCAAUGGAAUGCCGUUGGCAAUGGGAAGACUUCUGACAGCCACGGCCACACAGCGGCCGACAACCAUAGCGACAAAGAGGGCAAGGCAAAGCGCGAAGCGAGCGAUGGCAAUAAUAAAAGUGGAAGUAAUAGCAGCCGGUGUGGUGGUAAUGGUGGCAGUGGUGGCGUGUGUAAUGGCAAGAGUAAUGGUGCGAAUUGUGCGAAUGGCAGUAACGGUUACACAAACGGCACGAGCAGCCAGACGAAUGGACGGAACGAGGUCUCGGGCAAUGGGCUACAGAAGGAAACAAGCCAACAGACGAACCAUCACCAUCAGAUGCAGAUUAAGCCGUAUAUGCAACAGGCGCUGACACAGCCGGGACAACAGCAGCAAACACGUGUACAACAGCAACAACAACAACAGCAAGUCUAUCACACAACAAACGGCAGCAAUGGCAAUUUCAAUCCAACAGUUACUAUAGUCUGAGCGCAAAGUAGUUAGUUCGUAAUGUCUGAUAUUGAUAUACAUACAAACAUACUUAUAUAUACUAAAAUUGAUAUUAAGAUACAAAUUUUGGAAAGUGAGUGAAUUAUGUAGAGGCGAUCUUUUAGCGUACAGUUAUUAGUAAAAUCUACUUAUGUGUGCAUGUUUGGACGGUCAAGUUAUCUUUAGCUUCGGGAAAAUUUAAAAUGUAGUGCGCGAGGAAAUUAUGUUACAUAACUAUAUUGUGCAAUAAAUGUGCAAAAUAUGUAUGUAUGUAGUAGUUAAAUGUGUAGUAGAUUCUCUGAAGCAAGAACUAAUGCCAAUAAGGGUUUUCUUCACAUAUUAUUCUAAAUACUUCUAAAGAGGCAUCGUAAUGAACGGAAUGGACGCAGUUUUCCAAUUCUUCACCCCAGAUAAAGUGUGUGCACAGCAAGAGGGUUUAAUGAGGCUAUUAUAUACUAUUUCUCGUUUGCUUUAGUUCGUACUGGGCGGCAAAGCAAAAAGUGCUGACACACAUUCCUCGGUCACUUCAGAAAUUGACGGUAGCCAAUAUAUCGGUUAUUUAUUAUAAUCUCUUAUAAUAAUAUUAUUACUAUUCUUACCAUAUUAUUGUUAUUAUUACGUAUUAUUAGUACUAUUAUCAUUAUAAUCAUUAUUAUUAUUGUCAUUAUUAUUAUUAUUAUUAUUAUUACUAUUAUUAUUAUUAUUAUUAUUAUCAUUAUUAUUAUUAUUAGUGUUAUUAAAAUUUUUGCUACAAUUAUUAUUAUUAUAUUGGUAUUAUUAAGGAAUUAUAAACGAAUACACUUGCAAUUUUUGUUAAAAGUUCAUUAGAAACAUUACAACGUCCACGACUUUAGGUUCUCAAUAAAUGCAUAAGGGGUUAUUUACAGUUAGAAGAUCGAAAAAAGCGAAUUUACCAGAAUUUUUCAGAGAAAACUUAUUGAUUGAUCAAAAACUUUGUACACAUAUUAUGGUAUCCUUUAACUGUAUUUUGGGACUUAGUAUUAGUAAAAAUAUUAAUUUGGUAAGGAACUACAGCUAAACUACGGGAGCUUCUCUCAAAACAGACGACGUUGAACUGGAUCCUCUGAAAUUAAAAAACCAAACAGAUUUCGUUAAAGUAAUGUUAAAGCUAGUAAUUAAUCGAAGAAAUAAGCAAAAUACAAAUUUUUUUGACAAAAUGGUUGUUUCUCAAAAAAAAAAAACAAGUUUUUAACCAAAAUUUCGGACUUAAGUUGUUUAUAAUAAAAAAAAAACACAUAAAUUACUAAAAAAAAAAUGAAGAAGCUCGUGUUGUUGUUGUAAAAUUUUAGACUAAACGGUUUUGCUGUUUUCAAGUAAUGUUGGUCACCAUUUUGAGAAAAACGCGUUUCAAAUUUGGCCUUAUACCUCCAAGCACUCUGAAACGCCUUUUCAAGCUUUCGUGUAACUUCGAAAAUAUUCACCGGAACGAAAUGAAAUUUACUGUGUGCAUUCUUAAAUAUAAUAAAGAAAAAAAUCGAGUUUUGAAAAUUCUAACUGUAUAUAACCCCUUAAGGAAAUGUGUGAUCAGCUCCAAAAGAAAUUCCUGAAACAAAAACAGGCGAAACACUGAAAGACAUUCUCGUUCUUGCACGCCAUUUCAGACAUUUGUAGCGCUCCAAAACAGCUGCAUUGCUAAAGCUCCGCUAAGAUAGCAUUUCGCUUGAUUUCACUAUAUAAAAUGACUCUUAAAAAGUUCGUCAGAAUUAAUAUUUUUGUAAUAAUCAAAAUAUAUUAUACUUACAACGCACACUGAUCCAUUUAUACUAAUGACCACACAUAUGUACAUACAUAUAUACACACUUUUAAAUUUACAUAAUUUAAUUAAGAAACACCUUCCGUAAACUUGCUAUACUGACUAAUAUAAUUAUUAUUAUAUACAUACAUACACAUAUACAUGUAUUGAGUAAUUAAUCAGGCAAAGCAUGCGAUUCCGAUGUUAUUGCAUAUACAUAUAUUGAGAGAAAGUGUAAGCCAAGAGCAGAACUAAACUGAAAAGUAUUAAUUUAGUGCUUAUUUAAGCUUGACACACACACAUACAUGCAAGUACAUAAAUGCAAACAAAGAAGAACUUGAAUAUAUACUUAUACAAACAGAUUGUGGAAAACUUUAGCACAUGCAUACUCACAUACGCAUGUGUGGGCUAACAUACAUAUAUAUAAAUAUUGACAGCUGCAUUAAAGUAUGAACUUGAUGAAAUGCAGCCACUAAUUACACAUGCAUAUAUACACACACACAUAUAUAUAUAUAUGCAAUUUCUUUGAGCGAACAAUAAAUGACAAACAUACAAACAUAUGUACUCACACUAGGCAUUUAGCAUUUAGCGUUAAAUAAUUAUCAUAAUCGUCCGGUAAGCGUGUGGCAGGCAUAGCUUAUCUCUAAAUUACUUAUAAACAUGUGUAUGUAUCUAUGACCGUACGAUCAUGAAGCAUAUAGACGCCACACAUCCCCCGCAUAAUUUAGUAUUAAUAGCUCAAUCUGAUUUAGCUUAAUUUUGUUAUCAAUAAGUCCAUAUUUGUGAAUCAAGUUGAAAAUACAUAAUUAAUUAACCCAAAUUAUACCAAAAUUGCAUAAAUUAUUGAUCAUUUAAGUUUCGACCCGAAAAAACUGAAAAAGGGUUAUCUUAAACCCUAAUUUUACAUGUUGCAAUCACGCUUCAUUGAUUGAUUGUUAUUAAGAAGCGAAGAUAAGUUUCGAAUCUUCGCCGAAAUAAACGUGAAUUACAUGAGACUCAAAUAAAAUAUUAAAUGCAUAUACAGACAUUUAGAA